This is a messenger RNA of Quercus lobata, 477 nucleotides long. RefSeq lists its product as uncharacterized. NCBI's taxonomy places the organism in Eukaryota, Viridiplantae, Streptophyta, Magnoliopsida, Fagales, Fagaceae. The transcript has a single exon. The record is from RefSeq and is a predicted model, not a curated record. The coding region runs from base 1 to 477 and encodes 158 amino acids.
AUGGCUGAUGAUGUCAUUAACGAGUUAGAGAAGAUGAAGUUGACGACGGAGGAAGAGGAAGUGAUAACAAUAUUGGAUGAAGACCGGAGGGACGAGAUUGAAAGUUGCGCACUGAGUCUGCGAGGCAAGUUUCUCACAUGUAAACCGUUUAACAAACGGGCUGCUCAGACUACGUUGAGGCGAGCAUGGGGUUUAGAGGAGUCGGUGCAGAUUGUGGAAGUAGGCUCCAACCUCUUCCAGUUUAAGUUUGAUAAGGAAUUUGAUAUGGACCGAGUCUUCAAAGAAGGACCUUGGUCCUUUGAUAACCAAGCACUCAUGUUACGACGGUGGACGCCCGGUAUGACUGCGGCAAAUGUCAAAUUUGAUUCAGUUGCUCUCUGGGUUCAGAUUUGGGGGGCGCCGUUCGACAUGUUCUCUCCUAAGGUUGCAGCUGAAAUUGGGAGUCGUUUGGGGGAGGUGGUGGAGGUUGAGAAGUGA